Messenger RNA from Gavialis gangeticus (Gharial), 8901 nucleotides. Its product is annotated as neural-cadherin-like. The coding region runs from base 73 to 7593 and encodes 2506 amino acids. The transcript is spliced from 32 exons. Gene Ontology annotation, molecular function: cadherin binding; calcium ion binding. Gene Ontology annotation, biological process: cell-cell junction assembly; adherens junction organization; calcium-dependent cell-cell adhesion. The record is from RefSeq and is a predicted model, not a curated record. Gene Ontology annotation, cellular component: plasma membrane; catenin complex; adherens junction. Lineage: Eukaryota; Metazoa; Chordata; Crocodylia; Gavialidae.
GGAAAGGAUUGGUACUUGCUGCGUUUAGAAGUUACUGUGACAGAUGUGAAUGACAAUUCACCUGAAUGGGCCAUGGAGCCAUUCCCAUUCUUGGCUGUGGUGUCUCCUAAAGCUGCAGCGGGAACACCAGUAUAUAAACUUCUUGCUGUGGAUAGAGAUGAAGGAGUCCAUGGAGCUGUAGAAUACUUUCUCCUGGAAGGUGGAGAAGACAGAUUUAUUGUUGAGAAGGACACUGGCUGGAUUAAAACAACAGGAUUGCCACUUGUAAAGGACAGAGAGUACCUCCUGACGGUGUUAGCAGCAGAUAAACUUGGUAACAAAGGAUCUCCUGCCUCUAUUUCUGUGAUUGCUGGGCUUCGACCACCACAGUUUACCAACAUAUCAUAUGUUGCUAAUGUUCCUGAAAACUUUCCACAGGGAAAAGUGUUUCUUACCGUUUCUGCUUUGUCCUACCAAAAUGAAUCCCUGAGCUACAGCUUACUCACUAAUCCUACUGGCCUAUUCAGCAUCCACCCAGCAGCAGGAGAAAUCAGCUUGACUCGGAGUGUCGAUUAUGAGAGCGAUCAACACCAGUACCUUCUUCUGGUUAGAGCAACAGAAAGCCAGGAACAAUUUAGCAGUGCAGUUGAGGUUUUGGUUGUAAUCAGAGAUGUGAAUGAUUGUGCCCCAGAAUUCCAACAGUCAAUAUAUAGCAAAGAUAAUGUUCCUGAAACAGUUACUAUGACAACUGCACUUCUGCAAGUGGCAGCUAGCGACUGUGAUUCGGAACAAAAUGCUGAAAUACUGUAUUACACGUUGAGUCCAGAGUUUAGUAUUUCUUCGGAGGGUACUAUCUUUCCAGCAGAACAGUUGGACUAUGAGCGACCCAACCAUCUUUAUGAGUUUAUAAUAAUGGCUGUAGAUAAAGGGGAAGAGCCAAAGACUGGCACAGCGACUGUUAGGAUCCAUGUUUCAAACGUGAAUGAUGAAGCACCUGAAUUUUCCCAGGCAAUCUACAGAAGUUUUGUUUCUGAAGAUGCAGGUCCAAAUACAUUGAUUGCUACAGUAAAUGCUAUAGACCCUGAUGGAGAUGAUGUGACUUAUGACAUUCAAGCAGGAAAUCAAAAGGGAAACUUUGUUAUUGACCAUCAGAAAGGGUUAAUUAGACUUCGCUCAAAUCCACUUCCUAAGCUUCAGGGGGCAGAAUAUGUUCUUAAUAUCACAGCUACUGAUGAUAAUGCCUCUGGAGGGCCUCGUUCUCUCACUAGCACAGCACUUGUCAUUGUGAAAAUUGACGAUGUCAACAAUAACAAACCUGUAUUUCAGAAGUGUCAAGAUUAUCGGGAACAUGCUUCUGUGUUGGAAAACCAGCCUCCAGGGACAUUUGUUCUGCAAAUUGAGGCCACUGAUGCUGAUGAAGGAGCCAAUGGUAGAGUGAAAUAUGGCAUGAUGCACAGAGAUGGUGUCUUACCAGCAUUUAGGAUUCAUCCUGAUACAGGAGUCUUGACAACUGCUCAGAGAUUUGAUCGAGAAAAGCAGAGGGAGUAUCCUAUUACUGUGACUGCAACAGACCAGGCUGCAGAACCUCUCAUUGGGAUCUGUCAAAUAAAUGUUGUCAUCCUGGACCAAAAUGACAAUGAUCCCAGAUUUGAAAACACCCGCUAUGAAUAUUUCCUGAAGGAAGACACGAAAAUUGGGACUAGCUUUCUUCGUGUUGCAGCCCAUGAUGAUGAUUAUGGUUCAAAUGCUGCCAUUACAUACUCAAUAGCAAAUGAAGAUCCAAAGUAUUUGCAGGUCAAUCCUAGUUCAGGCUGGGUAUAUGUCAACCAACCCAUAUCUCAGAAAUCCGUUAUAACUCAAGAAAUUAUUGCCACAGAUGGAGGAAACAGAUGUAGUAAGGUUGAAUUAGUAGUAACAAUUACCACUUCAAAAAAUCAGCCCCCACAAUGGGAAAGAGGAAGUUAUGAAGUUGUACUUCCAGAGAAUACUACAAGAGAUACACCUAUUGUGACAAUUAAAGCAACCUCUCCCCUUGGUGAUCCCCGUGUGACGUACAAUCUGGAAGAGGGACUUGUUCCAGAGACCAACAUGCCAGUUCGUUUCUACCUGACUCCGAAUAGAGAUGAUGGGUCAGCUUCAAUACUGGUAGCUGAGCCAUUAGAUUAUGAAACAACAAAGAACUUUUUACUGAGGGUUCGGGCACAGAACGUUGCUGCAGUUCCUCUGGCAGCAUUCACCACUGUCUAUGUCAAUGUAACAGAUGUCAAUGACAAUGUGCCUUUCUUCACUUCAUCAAUUUACGAGGCCUCUGUAACAGAGGGAGCUGAUAUUGGGACAUCUGUUCUUCAAGUCUCUGCCACUGAUCUAGACCUUGGUCGGAAUGGGGAGAUCAGUUACUUUCUGUUACACGACCGUAGUGGGGACUAUACUUGUUUUCGUUUGGACUCACAGACGGGCUCAAUAUAUACUACUUCAGUAUUUGACAGAGAGAAGAAGGGCUCAUAUCUUUUAGAAAUAAAAUCUGUAGAUGGCUCUGAAUCAGCUCGACCUGGAAAACAUGGGCAACCAAACUCUGACACAGCCUACGUGCGCAUUUUUAUCAGCGAUGUGAAUGAUAACAAGCCUGUCUUCACUCAGAGUGUCUAUGAAGUUAAUGUAGAUGAAGACCAAGAUGUGGGCUCUACUGUCAUUAUAGUCAGUGCUAAUGAUGAAGAUGAAGGAACAAAUGCUAAACUAAGGUACCAGAUCACAGCUGGAAAUAUUGGUGGCGUACUUGAUGUUGAACCAGAAACAGGAGCCAUCUUUAUUGCUCAACCACUGGAUUAUGAAGAAGCUGAAAUGUAUGAACUACAUUUAUUGGCCUCUGACGGUAAAUGGGAGGAUUAUGCAAUUAUCAUCAUCAAUGUAGUGAAUAAAAAUGAUGAGGCCCCAGUUUUCUCUAACAGUGAAUACUAUGGAAGUAUUAUUGAAGAACUGGAUGGGUUACCAGUCUUUGUACUUCAGGUUGCAGCAAAUGAUCCUGACAGCAGUGUGGAUGGAGGAGAUUUGAGGUAUUCCUUGCAUGGACAUGGGGCAGCUGAGGUCUUCGCCAUAGAUGAAAACACGGGCAGCAUUUACUCUCAGAAGAUUCUGGACCGAGAAGAGCGAGCACUAUGGAGAUUUGUUGUGUUGGCAACUGAUGAGGGAGGAGAAGGACUUACUGGAUUUGCUGAUGUAAUUAUUAAUGUAUGGGAUAUAAAUGAUAAUGCCCCCAUAUUCGUGUGCAUGCCUAAUGAUUGCAAUGGGAGUGUCUUUGAAAAUUCUCCUGCGAACACGUUGGUCAUGGAAAUGACAGCCAUAGAUUUAGAUGACCCAAAUGUUGGUCUUAAUGCAGUUUUGACUUACAGGAUAAUUGAGAAUGCAAAAAAUGGGUUUGACAUUGAUAUGUUUAAUAUCAACCCCAGUACUGGUACAGUCCAUGUGGCAGAGGGGAUGCUAGACAGAGAGAGGACUGAAAAAUACCUUCUUAUUGUAGAAGCAAGAGAUGGGGAAGGGUUGACAGGAACUGGUACUGCCACCGUAUGGGUUGCAGAUGUCAAUGAUCAUAUACCUAAAUUCACUCAAGAGGUCUGGCAGGUGGUGAUUCCUGAAAACAGUGCGGUCAACUCAGAAGUUAUGGAAUUAUCUGCUGUAGAUGCAGACACUGGGGAAAAUGCUCACUUAACAUUCAGCAUCAUUGCGGGAGAUCCAGAUCAGAAGUUUUACAUUGAAAAUGCUAAAGAAGAUCAGCGCGCAGCUAUCCGUUUGAAGAAGCACUUGGAUUAUGAGAAACCUCACGAAAGGUGGUUUAACCUCACUAUUAAAGUGGAAGAUCUUGAUUUUUCCAGCAUCGCAACUUGCCUAAUUGAGGUUGAAGACUGUAAUGAUCACAGUCCAGUAUUCGGUUCUCAGUUUGUUCAUACAAGCCCUUUCUUUGAAAACAUACCUGUAGGUACUCCAGUCACUGUGGUGAAAGCCACAGAUGAGGAUUCUGGUGUGAAUGGGAAUAUUAUAUAUUCUAUUAGAUCAGAUUCAGAUCCUUUGAGUCAAUUUGCAGUUGAUCAACAGGGUUAUGUGACUGUGGCAAAUGCACUGGACCGUGAAGUUAUUCAGCAAUACCAUUUAAUUAUACAGGCUUCAGAUCAAGGGAUUCCUGCCCAAACUGGAAGUGUUACAAUCCUGAUUAACUUGCUUGAUAUUAAUGACAAUGGGCCAUGUUUUGAAGCACCCUACAUGCCUGUGGUUUGGGAAAAUAUGUUGGGGCCUCAGGUAGUAUAUAUGAACCAUACCUCAAAGCUUCUUCAUGCUUUUGAUCCAGACAGUGAUGAAAAUGGACCACCUUUUACUUUUUCACUGCCACUAAGUUAUCAGAAUUCUUUGGAUUUUUCACUUACUGACAACAGAAAUAACACAGCCACCAUCAAGGCUCUGAGGUCUUUUGACAGAGAAAAGCAGAAAGUAUUUCAUCUGCCAGUAAUUAUAGCGGAUAGUGGGACUCCAUCUAUGAGUGCUACAAACACACUGACCAUAACAGUUGGUGAUGAGAACGACAACAGCCAUGCAGCAGGCCAUAAGGAAGUCUUUGUCUACACACAUAGAGGAAAAUGGUCAACAACAGAGCUUGGGGAAGUGUUUGCACCAGAUCAGGAUGACUGGGACAAUAAAACAUUUCUCUCUGAAGGAAAAAUGCUCAAGUCUUUCAGGUUAAAUCAAAAGACUGGCUCUCUGGUAAUGGUGGAUAAUGCUCCUCAGGGGACAUAUGACUUCAAAGUCAGAGUUUCAGAUGGAGUCUGGCCUGAUGUUGUAUCUACAAUACAGAUCCAUGUCAAAGAGUUGGAAAAUGAAGCCAUAUACAAUUCAGCCACUGUACGUCUGGCAGAUGUCACAGCAGAGGAGUUUAUAAAGAGAGAUGAGCAUGGGAAGAAUAAACAUGACCAGUUUCAGGAGCUACUGGCAGAAAUCUUCUCAGCUCAACCUAGUGAUAUCAAUAUCUUCAGUGUGAUGAACAUUGACAGGCGACACACAGACUUGAGAUUUGCAGUUCGUGGCAGCUCUUCAUAUUACAGACCAGAGAAAUUGCAUGGUGAUAUUGCAGCAUUUAAAAACAAGAUUCAAUCGGCUUUAAAAGUGAACGUUUCACAGAUCAAUAUAGAUGAAUGCAGGAAGACAGACUGCAGUGGGAGCAAUGGUUGUACAAACUACUUCAUCGUGAGUGACACCCCAACUGUCGUGGAUGCUGGAAGUGUGUCAUUUGUCUCUGUAACAGCCAACAUCAGCACAGUUUGUACCUGUUCAGCUAGAGACCAACUUCAUCAGUCCUGUGCUUCCUACCCCCAGAGCCCAUGUCUCAAUGGUGGGACAUGUAUUGACACACUGAAUGGGUACAGAUGUCGUUGUCCUGUUUCAUUUCAUGGACCUGAAUGCCAGCAGACUAAGCUCAGUUUCCAUGGAAAUGGAUAUGCAUGGUUUCGUCCCAUCCAGCCUUGUUUUGAGAGCUUACUAUCCCUAGAGUUUAUUACUGAGGUUCCAGAUGGACUUUUAUUGUACAGUGGUCCUUUAUCGGAUCCAGAGCCUGAGAAUACAGAAAAUUUCAUUGCAAUAGAACUUUCCAUUGGUAACCCCAUUUUAAAAAUGAACCAUGGUUCAGGCACAGUGAUGUUGCAGUUCCCAAGUCACGUGAAUGUGACAGACAAAAAGUGGCAUCAUCUUGAAGUCCGAACUAAUGGCCAGGAUGUUCAAUUCACAUUGGAUCACUGCAGCGCAGCGACUGUUUCGGAGAUGGAAGGAGUUGGUAAACGGUUGUCGACUGAAGAUCGCACAAAUUGUGAGGUUGCUGGUUUGAUUCCCCAAGGAGGAAGGUAUUUGAGUGCAAACCAAGUUCUUCAGUUGGGAGGUGUCAAAGAAUCAAUUCCAUACUCCUAUCCCCAAUUACAACACAAGCAUUUCAUAGGCUGUCUGCAAAAUUUCAUUUUGGAUACUCGGGUAUAUGACCUUGAAUCUCCUGCAGAGUCCCUGAAUAGCUCCCCUGGUUGCACAUUAACAGAUGGGAGCUGUGAGACCCUGGGCACCUCUUCCUGCGGUGUUCAUGGGAGAUGCCUUGGUGAAUGGGGCUCAUUUAGUUGUCAUUGUUUGCCAGGUUAUUAUGGCUACCGAUGUAAUAAAGUUGCCAAAGAAUAUACAUUUGGCCCAGGGAGCCACAUCCGGUAUCAGCUUCCUGUUGCUGUGUCUUCCCGCAGAAUGCUCUUAGAGGCAAUGAUUAGGACACGACAGCUUGACAGUGUCAUUGUGAGCAUGGCUUCUCGGAACAAGGAUGAAUACAUCAUCCUGCAGGUGUCUCAGGGAUUCUUAAUGGCUUCGUAUAACCUGGGUGAUGGAAACUAUACUGUAAAUCUUUCCUCCUACAACAUUGGCAAUGGUGAGUGGCAUCAUAUCACCUUGGAGAGAAUUGAGAAUGAAUUCACCCUUCGCCUGUAUGAAGGAGGUGGGAAGAGAGAAACACUUAGAGCAGCAGGAGUUUACAGAGAAAUUAUAAUUGAUCCCAGCAGUUUGGUGCUUGGAAAUACUUACCCUUUCAAUCCAAAUCAGAGUUUUCAAGGAUGUAUGAGGGAUGUCAGAUUUAAUAACUACAGGAUGCCUCUGGAUACUCACACUAAGGAGCUGGUGUCAGUAUUAAGUGUCCAAGGAGUGAAAGAAGGCUGCUCUUCAGAGGCCUGUAGGAACAACCCCUGUAGCCAGCAGUUUAUUUGUGUUGACUUGUGGAUGAUGCAUGAAUGCAGUUGCCCCCCAGGACACAUGAUCAUGGAGAAUGCCACAGGCAGGCACUGUGUCUAUACCGCAUGUGCCAAAAGACCCUGUAACUUUGGUACGUGUAUCUCCCAGUCUCCAACCAAGUUCCGAUGUCACUGCCCUGAUGGCUACACUGGCCAGAACUGUGAAAUCACGCUGGCUGUCUUCCGCGAGGAUGCAGGCCUGAGCUUCAGCUCCAUAUUUGCCAUCUGCAUUUGCUUCUUGACGCUCUUAGUUCUGUUCUGUGGGGUUUUCCUGUGGACCCGCUGGAAGAGUCAUAAAGGUUUGAAUGGAGGAGUUUACCACGUGUCUGCAUAUCAUGAUGACUUGGAGGACAUCAGAGAGAAUAUCCUCAACUAUAAUGAAGAAGGGGGUGGGGAGCAGGAUCAAGAUGCUUACAACAUGGCAGAACUCCAGAUGUCUAUUCAAACCAGCCCAGCCUAUUCUUUCUAUAAGAAGAAAGGGAAGAUGACAGAGCUGAAAAGCCCGUUGAGCAGUGAUGUGUCACCCAGCCCAAAAGAGCAGCCAGAAGCACCUGCAACUACACAGAGCUCCUCCUUUGCCAGUGAAGACUUUGGUCGUUAUCUAUUGGAUGUCGUUAGAGAUGCUGACCAGCAGCCCCAGGCUUUGCCUUGCGAUUCCCUACAGGUAUAUUACACAGAGGGAGAGGGCUCAGUUGCCAGCAGUCUCAGUACCCUGGGUUCCUCUGGACUGGAUGAGGACGCAGUGUAUGAUGACAUCAAGGAGUGGGGACCCAAGUUUGAGAAACUAAGUGAGCUGUAUUCACAUACAGAGGCAGAUGAUGUGUAGAUGACUGUGUGCACUUCAUUUAAAAUCUUAAAAGCAAUCAUGAAGGGCUAUUCAGUUGUUCAUGCAUUUGUUCUUUGCCAUACUUUAUUCAUUAUGACAUAGUCAGUCCUUUUAUCUUUGACUCUUGUGGGAUGUAAUCCAUAUUCCCACCGAAGAGCCUUUAUCUGAAUCUAGGAAAUAGCAAUGCAGGCUAAUCUAGGGGGUAAAUUCUGGACCUUUGGGCCAUUUCCCUUUUGGGCCAGAAACCACAUGGAAAGAACAAAAGAAACUCUAGGGACCUUCUUAAAAAGUAGUGAUUAGUUUAGGGAGAAAAGAGAAUACAAAACAUAUUGUAGUCACAUGAAUAGUCUGUGGGUGUUUUGGCAACUGUCUAGACAAAGCAUGCAUCUUGCCUUCUCUUCCUCGAGGAGUAAAGAAAAACGAGACUAUAUACAAUUUUAUAUUCUUACGCGUUCAUUUGAGUGUGAUGUCUGCACUAAGGUGGAAUCCCUGGCUCCAUGCAUCUCAGUGAGCUUGCUUUUCUUUUCUUUGGUUUAAAACUUAGCAAAUCUCCUUUCUGCUGCUGCUAAAAAUGAGCCUGGACUUGAGAAGACAACAGGAAAUCAGCUACUUGCAGCUGACCUCUUCGCUUGGACUACAUUAAAAGAGGCAGGGUUCCCUCUCUGGGGGCUGGACUAGAUGACCUCCUGAAGUCCCUUCCAACCCUAAUUUUCUAUGCUUCUAUAAUAAAUACCCCAAAGAUCAAUUAUUCAGAAAUGCUGAUAAAAGCCAGAACCGGAAGCUUCAAGCUUCUAAAACAAGAGCUGAUUUCUUUUGUGUAGUGCCCAAGAGCCAGAAUUUAGGGCAAGCCUGAGUCAUGUUGUUUGAAUCCAGGUCCUGUGCCUCAAAGGACCAUUGAUCCAUUAUGGUGUAAAAACUGUGAGUUGACCUGUGUUUAUAAUUAAAUGACAGCAGAGCCCCGGUGCUGCAACUCCCGUGCAGGGAGUGAGCAGUGGUGGCAGUUGGGGUGGGCAGAUCCCAUUGCAGUCCCCUGCAGAGCGGGGAAUAACCCCCUACUUGCCCCUCCCCACAUAAGGGGGGCAUGCUAGCCAGCCUCUGGUGGUGCUUCCGCCACUGUGGCAGUGAGGGAGGAGCGCCCAGCAGACCCCGACUGAGGUCUGUGGGAUAGAGAGGGGGAUUAAACCCCUUUCCUGGCCAGUUCACUUUAGGCUGCUGCCGCGGCUGGGCAUACCCCCACUGCUGGCGCAGAGAGCACAGCCCUGAGAGCAUGCUGGGAUGUUGAAAGACUCUGGUUUAACUUAAACCAGG